Meloidogyne enterolobii is the source of this 764-nucleotide messenger RNA. The record is from the annotation of a GenBank genome assembly. NCBI's taxonomy places the organism in Eukaryota, Metazoa, Nematoda, Chromadorea, Rhabditida, Meloidogynidae.
AUGUCAACUAAUUUUCCCCAAAAUUUUUUCCAAUUUUUUACUCAAAUUUUCUUUUUUUAUUCCCUCAUUUCAAUAAAUUCAAUAAAUUCAAUGGAAGGAAUUGAUUUAUUUCAAUUAACAACUCUCGACGAUUUUAAUUGUUUAAAAGAAAAAUUAUCGGCUAAAUUUGUAAUUAUCCGUGGUGGACGUUCUGUUGGUUUAGUCGAUUCCAAUUUAAUUAAAAAUAUUAAAAAUGCUAGAGGAGGAGGAUUUGAGGAUGUUGAUAUUUAUAUUUUUCCUUGUGUUAAACCCGAAUUAAUUAAAAAUAUAAAUAAAAAUGUUACGUGUGGAAAUGCUAGAGAAACAAUAACUUCAGUUCUUAAUGAAUUAAAUUGUAAUAAUUUAAAAAUAGGCAGAGUUUGGUUAGAUAUUGAAGGCGAACCUGGGGAAAAUAAUAAAAAUCAAACUUAUUAUUGGUAUGAAGACAAGGAAAAGAAUAUUGAAUUUAUUGAUGGAAUGAUUAACAUAUUAAACGAAAACAAUCAACUUUUUGGUAUUUAUGCAUCAAAAUAUUUUUGGACUAAAAUUACAGGGAAUGAACAAAAAUAUUCCUCUCAACAAAAAACAUUCCUUUGUGGUAUGCCCAUUAUGAUGGAAUAAAUAAUUUUGAUGAUUUUUAUUCAAAAUAUUCUUUUGGUGGUUGGAAUAAACCUUUUAUGAAACAAUAUUCUGAUGAAAAUUCUGAGAAACAGAAAAUUUGUAAUUUAAGUGUUGAUUAUAAUUGG